AACUUUCAGCUGAUAUUUCGCUUUUUAUUUUGUGUCAAUCCAAAAUUGUUUGUCAAACCAGCCGGAGGUAUUGGGAAUUCGCAUCUGCAGUUGGAAAAGUCGCAUUGUUUUAAAUAGUUUUUGUAGCUGCAGCUGCCUUUUGAUUGUUUUCAACAAUUCAAUAAAUUACUUAAAUAAGCAACAUGGAUUCAAGUGAAAGUAAUGCGGCUUCAAUAAGCGUGACUAAUGGAAAUGCAGAAAAUGCAACACCAAAAAUAAACAGCAACGGAUGCUGUAGAGAUGACGAUUCAUGGAAGGAGAUCAGCAUUGAAGUGCCUUGGGGUACAGUAGCCGGUAAAUGGUGGGGUCCACUCAAUCGCCAACCCGUCCUUGCACUCCACGGCUGGCAAGACAAUUCCGGCACUUUCGAUCGUCUUUGCCCACUACUGCCCGCGCACAUUCCCAUACUCUGCAUUGAUCUGCCUGGUCAUGGCAAGUCGUCACAUUAUCCCAAGGGUAUGCAGUAUUACGUAUUUUGGGAUGGUAUAUGUCUAAUACGUCGUAUAGUGCGUCGUUAUGGCUGGGAAAAGGUUACAUUAAUGGGGCAUUCCUUGGGCGGUGCACUGACAUUCAUGUACGCAGCUUGUUAUCCCAGUGAAGUGGAAAAACUGAUUAACAUUGAUAUAGCCGGUCCGACAGUGCGUAAUAUUGAACGAACUGCAGAAACCACAGGCUGGGCAUUAGAUAAAUUCUUAGACUACGAAACAUUACCGGAAAAUAAGCUACCAUGCUAUAGUUACGAAGAAAUGAUCAAAUUAGUUGUAGAUGCCUAUGAUGGUUCGGUAGAUGAAGCAUCGGCGAAGGUGCUAAUGAGACGCGGCAUGUUGGCAGCGCCGCCGGAAAUGAAAAAAGAUGGAUUUAGUUUUGCACGUGAUCUACGUUUAAAAAUCAGCUUACUUGGCAUGUUUACCGCGGAUCAAGUUAUGGCGUAUGCUAAGCAAAUACGUUGUAAAGUGCUCAAUAUACGCGCUGAUCCUGGUAUGAACUUCCAAAAUCCACAUGUCUAUACGGAUGUAAUUGAAAUAAUGCGUAAAAAUGCAGAGUUGGUGAUAUUCGAGAAAGUACCUGGUACGCAUCACUUGCAUUUGGUUACACCAGAGCGAGUGGCGCCAAUUAUUAGUAAUUUUAUAUUAAAAUCUUAAGUGACAAUUUGGCAGUUGGGAGGCUCUAAGCUACAUAACAUACACAUAUUAAAUAAUAAUUAAAAAAAUAUCUAUAUAUAUAUUUAUAAGAAAUUCAACCUAAACAAAUAGGAAGCUAUCGCAACAAAUAAGGCAUAUGUAAUAUGUAUGUAUACGUGUGUGUUUAACAAGUACGUUUUAAAUAUGUAAUUGCUCUAAGUGUGAAAACGAAACAAGUAUUAAAUAUAUGUACUUCAGAACGUAUUUUUAAAACUACGUUCACUCAAAUUGACAAAAACAAAUGGAUGUAAAGUACGCAACAAAAUGUAAUAUAUUUCAAAAAUAGUAAUUUACAAUAUAUAAAUCCAACAAACCCAUUAUUUUUACAACUGAGGGUGUUUGUCCCUAUAGUACGGAUACUAAGGCAUAGUUUAAAAUAUAUAAAUUGUAGCUGCGGGUAUACACUUCAAAAUUUCGUUUGCUGAAAAUUAUAUAAAACAUGUAUAUUUGAAAUGCUAGCGUAUAAUUAUAUUAAAAUACGAUGCUAAAUGAAUGAAAAAUUGCACCCUUAGGAAAUGCAUAAACAACUAAAAAAUAAAAAGACAAAAAGCAUCAUAAAAAA
Ceratitis capitata (Mediterranean fruit fly) is the source of this 1782-nucleotide messenger RNA. RefSeq names its product probable serine hydrolase (gene kraken). The transcript has 3 exons. The coding region runs from base 183 to 1181 and encodes 332 amino acids. NCBI's taxonomy places the organism in Eukaryota, Metazoa, Arthropoda, Insecta, Diptera, Tephritidae. The record is from RefSeq and is a predicted model, not a curated record.